UUCGAGCUCGUCGAAGACACGGAGCAUCCCGUCGUCUACGUGGGGUCGGACAGCCACGGUUCCUACCACGACCAGGGUGGUGCUGGGAACUGCGCGUACUUCCAGGAUCAUCGCCGCUGGGAGGACCAGCGCCUGAAGCUGGAGGGCUGGAGGUUCCUCCUCGAUGUCCGGAACGAGAGUGACAACCUUCCAGAGUGGUACAAAGCCGACCGGAUCUUCUUCGACGGCUAUUCGGCACCAGGCAACCUGAACCUUUACGGCUGCAACAGCGAGAUGUGCGAUGGCAAGGACGACUACAUCUCC
This is a messenger RNA of Symbiodinium sp. CCMP2456, 303 nucleotides long. NCBI's taxonomy places the organism in Eukaryota, Dinophyceae, Suessiales, Symbiodiniaceae. The record is from the annotation of a GenBank genome assembly.